This is a messenger RNA of Chionomys nivalis (European snow vole), 2077 nucleotides long. RefSeq names its product cathepsin F (gene Ctsf). Gene Ontology annotation, cellular component: lysosome. Lineage: Eukaryota; Metazoa; Chordata; Mammalia; Rodentia; Cricetidae. The record is from RefSeq and is a predicted model, not a curated record. Gene Ontology annotation, molecular function: cysteine-type endopeptidase activity.
GUCGGUGCCCAUUGGUCACCCCGGCGCUGUCCAGGGCCGUGGGGGAGACACUCUGUGGCCUCCGACCGCGGGAUCCGCCUGGGGUCGGUUGAUUCGCGCGUCUGUGGGUCGCUGAGUCCUGUGGCCAGCAGCUUCGCCCUCGUCAUGGCGCCACUGCUGCAACUGCUGUGGCUGCUGGCCCUGCUCCGGACCGUGGCCCUGGUCCCGGUCUCCGCCAAACCCCGGGCAGACGACGAGCAGGCCUGGGAUCUGUCGUACCCGGAGCUGCUGGCGCCCGCCCGCUUCGCGCUGGAUAUGUACAAUUACGGUCGUGCUGCCGGGAUGAGGGCCGUGCUGGGGACUGUUCGCGGGCGCGGCCGCCGGGUGGGUCGGGGCUCUCUGUUCUCCCUGGAAGCCACAAUGGAGGAGCCACCUUGCGAUGAUCCUCUGGUGUGCCUGCUCCCUGUGACCAAUAAAACUUUGCUCUGCAGCUUUCAAGUCCUGGAUGAGCUAGGAAAACACGUGCUGCUGAGGAGAGACUGUGGCCCAGUGAAUGCGAAGGUUCCAGGUGCUGGUAUAGCUAAAGGAGAUUGGGAUCCCAGACCAUACUUGCCUCAGAAUACAGCCUUGAUUGCAUCUCUGUUCCAACCCAUUCCAGAGUAUGGAAAUGAGACUUUCAGUUCAUUCCUUCCGAUGCUGAACAAGGACCCCUUGCCUCAGGACUUUUCUGUAAAGAUGGCUACAGUCUUCAAGGACUUCAUGGCUACCUAUAACCGGACUUAUGAAACAAAGGAAGAAGCCCAGUGGCGCUUGACUGUCUUUACCAGAAACAUGGUACGAGUACAGAAGAUACAGGCCCUGGACCGUGGCACAGCUCAGUAUGGGAUCACCAAGUUCAGUGACCUCACAGAGGAGGAGUUCUACACCAUCUACCUGAACCCCCUUUUACGGAAUGGUUCUCGCAAGAAGAUGAGGCCAGCCAAGUCCAUAAAUGCUCGUGCCCCGCCCGAAUGGGACUGGAGGAAGAAAGGGGCUGUCACCGAAGUGAAGGACCAGGGCAUGUGUGGUUCCUGCUGGGCCUUCUCUGUCACAGGCAAUGUGGAGGGCCAGUGGUUCCUGAACCGGGGGACUCUGCUCUCCCUGUCAGAGCAGGAGCUCUUGGAUUGUGACAAGAUGGACAAGGCCUGCUUGGGUGGAUUGCCCUCCAAUGCCUACACAGCCAUAAAGAAUUUGGGAGGGCUGGAGACAGAGGAUGACUACAGCUACCAGGGCCAUGUUCAGGCCUGCAGCUUCUCAGCACAGAGAGCCAAAGUCUACAUCAAUGAUUCAGUGGAGCUGAGCAAGAAUGAGAACAAGAUGGCAGCCUGGCUGGCCCAGAAAGGACCCAUCUCAGUUGCCAUCAACGCCUUUGGCAUGCAGUUCUAUCGCCAUGGGAUCGCCCGGCCUCUCCGGCCCCUCUGCAGCCCUUGGCUCAUUGACCAUGCUGUGUUGCUGGUGGGCUAUGGCAACCGCUCCAAGACUCCUUACUGGGCCAUCAAGAACAGCUGGGGUAGUAACUGGGGUGAGGAGGGUUACUACUACUUGUAUCGUGGGUCUGGAGCCUGUGGUGUGAACACCAUGGCCAGCUCGGCAGUGGUGAACUGAGGGACUUGCUGGCACAGGACCUGAUGCUGACCACAGUGGCCCCUUCCUUAGCCUGACUCAUGCCCAGGCCCCUCAGGAGGCCCAGCUGGCUGAGGGACAAGCACUUGGUGUACCUCAGGGUGAGCAGUGGGCCCUGAUCCCCUUCUUCCCUCUCUCCCUCCCUCCCUCUCAUGCCCACCUGAAGUUUCUCAGCUGCCUCUUUGUUGAAUUGUGGUAGCUAAGAGGAUCCUGAGGUGAAGGAGGCUUUCAUGGAAGCCAGUGCUGGGGCACGAACCCCAGGCUCGGGUAAGGUGCAGAAUGAAAAUACUCUGAUCACAAAUCUGACUUUGUCCUCAGCAGGCUCUGGCUUUCUGCCUUGGUUUUCCUCUGUCUGAGGCUGUAAACUUUUGGUCCCCUUCCACAUCCAGGAAACUUGUAACCAAUCUUCUCUAAGAGCAAUAAAGAGGUACCCUGC